This is a messenger RNA of Oncorhynchus nerka (sockeye salmon), 2688 nucleotides long. Its product is annotated as mucin-2-like. The record is from RefSeq and is a predicted model, not a curated record. NCBI's taxonomy places the organism in Eukaryota, Metazoa, Chordata, Actinopteri, Salmoniformes, Salmonidae. The annotation marks the transcript as partial. The transcript is spliced from 5 exons.
ACUGCAGCUCCUACAACAGCUUUAGCAUCUACGACAACCACUGCAGCCUUAACUACAACAACUGCUGCUCCUACGACCACUGUAACUCCACAACCUACUACAACAACUACAACUUCAGCUCCUACGACAACCACAACAACAGCACCUACUACAACACCUGUAGUUCCUACAACCACUCCACCUGCUGUACUUACUACAACAAUCACAACUACAGCUCCUGAUACAACAACAUUAACUUCUACGUCAACCACAGCAGCUCCCUCUGCGACAACCACUGCAGCUCUAACUACAACAACUGCUGCUCCAACGACCACUACAACUCCAGAACCUAUUACGACAACCACUGCAGCUCCUGCUACAACAACUACAACUUCAGCUCCUGCUACAACAACUACAACUUCAGCUCCUACGACAACCACAACAACAGCACCUCCAACAACUGUAGCUCCCACGAUAACUGCAGCUCCUACAACAGCUUUAGCAUCUAUGACAACCACUGCAGCCCUAACAACAACAACUGCUGCUCCUAUGACCACUACAGCUCCAGAACCUAUUACGACAACCACUGCAGCUCCUGCUACAACAACUACAACUUCAGCUCCUACGACAACCACAACAACAGCACCUCCAACAACUCCCACAACAACUGCAGCUCCUACAACAGCUUUAGCAUCUACGACAACCACUGCAGCCCUAACUACAACAACUGCAGCUCCUGCUACAACAACUACAACUUCAGCUCCUACGACAACCACAACAACAGCACCUCCAACAACUCCCACAACAACUGCAGCUCCUACAACAGCUUUAGCAUCUACGACAACCACUGCAGCCUUAACUACAACAACUGCUGCUCCUACGACCACUGUAACUCCACAACCUACUACAACAACUACAACUUCAGCUCCUACGACAACCACAACAACAGCACCUACUACAACACCUCACAACAACUACAACUUCAGCUCCUACGACAACCACUGCAAACAACAACUGCACUCCUCCAACAACUGUAGAUCUCCAACCACAACAACAGCACCUGCUCCCACGAGCUCCUACAACAGCUUUAGCAUCUACGACAACCACUGCAGCCCCAACUACAACAACUGCUGCUCCUACGACCACUGCAACUCCACAACCUACUACAACAACUACAACUUCAGCUCCUACGACAACCACAACAACAGCACCUACUACAACACCUGUAGUUCCUACAACCACUCCACCUGCUCAGCUGCCUCUGCGACAAACACUGCAGCUCUAACUACAACAACUGCUGCUCCAACGACCACUACAACUCCAGAACCUAUUACGACAACCACUGCAGCUCCUGCUACAACAACUACAACUUCAGCUCCUACGACAACCACAACAACAGCACCUCCAACAACUGUAGCUCCCACGAUAACUGCAGCUCCUACAACAGCUUUAGCAUCUACGACAACCACUGCAGCCCUAACAACAACAACUGCUGCUCCUAUGACCACUACAGCUCCAGAACCUAUUACGACAACCACUGCAGCUCCUGCUACAACAACUACAACUUCAGCUCCUACGACAACCACAACAACAGCACCUCCAACAACUCCCACAACAACUGCAGCUCCUACAACAGCUUUAGCAUCUACGACAACCACUGCAGCCCUAACUACAACAACUGCAGCUUCUGCAACAACAACUACAACUUCAGCUCCUACGACAACCACAACAACAGCACCUCCAACAACUACUACAACAACUACAACUUCAGCUCCUACGACAACCACAACAACAGCACCUACUACAACACCUGUAGUUCCUACAACCACUCCACCUGCUGUACUUACUACAACAAUCACAACUACAGCUCCUGAUACAACAACUUUAACUUCUACGUCAACCACAGCAGCUGCCUCUACCACUGCAGCUCCUGCUACAACAACUACAACUUCAGCUCCUACGACAACCACAACAACAGCACCUCCAACAACUCCCACAACAACUGCAGCUCCUACAACAGCUUUAGCAUCUACGACAACCACUGCAGCCCUAACUACAACAACUGCAGCUCCUGCUACAACAACUACAACUUCAGAUCCUACGACAACCACAACAACAGCACCUACAUCAACUGUAGCUCCCACGACAACUGCAGCUCCUACAACAGCUUUAGCAUCUACGACAACCACUGCAGCCCCAACUACAACAACUGCUGCUCCUACGACCACUGCAACUCCACAACCUACUACAACAACUACAACUUCAGCUCCUACGACAACCACAACAACAGCACCUACUACAACACCUGUAGUUCCUACAACCACUCCACCUGCUGUACUUACUACAACAAUCACAACUACAGCUCCUGAUACAACAACUUUAACUUCUACGUCAACCACAGCAGCUGCCUCUGCGACAACCACUGCAGCUCUAACUACAACAACUGCUGCUCCAACGACCACUACAACUCCAGAACCUAUUACGACAACCACUGCAGCUCCUGCUACAACAACUACAACUUCAGCUCCUACGACAACCACAACAACAGCACCUCCAACAACUGUAGCUCCCACGAUAACUGCAGCUCCUACAACAGCUUUAGCAUCUACGACAACCACUGCAGCCCUAACAACAACAACUGCUGCUCCUAUGACCACUACAGCUCCAGAACCUAUUACGACAACCACUGCAGCUCCUGCUACAACAACU